This is a messenger RNA of Mugil cephalus (flathead mullet), 4225 nucleotides long. It is a transcript of the gene ogdha, whose product is annotated as oxoglutarate dehydrogenase a. Bases 268 to 3384 code for a protein of 1038 amino acids. Gene Ontology annotation, cellular component: oxoglutarate dehydrogenase complex; mitochondrion. Gene Ontology annotation, biological process: tricarboxylic acid cycle. Gene Ontology annotation, molecular function: oxoglutarate dehydrogenase (succinyl-transferring) activity; thiamine pyrophosphate binding. NCBI's taxonomy places the organism in Eukaryota, Metazoa, Chordata, Actinopteri, Mugiliformes, Mugilidae. The record is from RefSeq and is a predicted model, not a curated record. The transcript is spliced from 24 exons.
GCGUCGUGACGUCACCACGCACAGGCCUCGCUCCCAGACUCCGCGCCCCGGGCUGUCAUCACUUUACCGGGAGAGGCGAAGGGCAUCCGGGAUCCCGAGCGAGAGGGGAGCCGCUGAACCGUGUUUCUUGAGAGGACAAACGGACCGGUGGACGUGUGAUUUGUCCUUCCUGUCUGAGGACGGCCCUUUGUUUCUGACGCUGAGGUCGAGGACGUCCGACCCGUCGGACCGAGCGCCACUGGGGGUGUGAUACUUUAAGGACUGCUAAUGCAUCGGUUAAGGACUUGUGCGGUGCGGUUGCGCCCGCUAACCGCCUCCCAGGCGGCUCAGACUGUCGGCCAGCACCGGCCAAUCACAGUCGCCUCUAAGGGCGGCAAAAGGACGUUUCAGCCAAUCAGGUGCUACACGGCACCGGUGGCCUCGGAGCCCUUCCUGAACGGGACAAGCUCCAACUACGUGGAGGAGAUGUACUACGCCUGGUUGGAGAACCCCAAGAGUGUUCACAAGUCGUGGGACGUGUUCUUCCGGAACGCCAACGCCGGUGCUCCUCCUGGCUCCGCCUACCAGUCCCCUCUGGGUCUGUCGGCGCCGCCCCAGCUCUCCUCCCUGGUCGGAGCUCAGCCCAACGUGGAGAAGCUGGUGGAGGAUCACCUGGCGGUCCAGUCCCUCAUCCGGGCCUACCAGAUCCGAGGGCACCAUGUGGCCCAGUUGGACCCCCUCGGCAUCAUGGACGCCGAUCUGGACUCGUGUGUUCCCACUGACAUUAUCACCUCGUCUGACAAGCUGGACGUGGCCGUCUUCAAGGAGAGGCUGAGAGACCUAACGGUAGGAGGCUUCUACGGCCUGGAUGAGUCUGACCUGGACAAGGUGUUCCGUCUUCCCACCACCACCUUCAUCGGAGGCUCAGAGAGCGCUCUGCCACUGAAGGAGAUCAUCCGCCGCCUGGAGAUGGCCUACUGUCAACACAUCGGGGUGGAGUUCAUGUUCAUCAAUGACCUGGAGCAGUGUCAGUGGAUCCGACAGAAGUUUGAGACUCCAGGAGUGAUGCAGUUCACUCUGGAGGAGAAGAGGACACUUCUGGCCAGGAUGAUCCGCUCCACCAGGUUUGAGGAGUUCCUCCAGAAGAAGUGGUCUGCAGAGAAACGUUUUGGUCUGGAGGGAUGCGAGUCUCUGAUUCCAGCUCUGAAGACCAUCAUUGAUAAAUCCUCGGAGAGCGGCGUGGAGAACGUCAUCAUGGGGAUGCCACACAGGGGACGUCUGAAUGUUUUGGCCAACGUGAUCCGUAAAGAGCUGGAACAAAUCUUCUGUCAGUUUGACUCCAAACUGGAAGCUGCUGAUGAGGGCUCUGGAGACGUGAAGUACCACCUGGGGAUGUACCAUCGUCGUAUCAACCGUGUGACGGACAGGAACAUCACGCUGUCGCUGGUGGCAAACCCCUCCCACCUGGAGGCCGUGGACCCCGUGGUCCAGGGCAAGACCAAGGCCGAGCAGUUCUACUGUGGAGACAACGACGGGAACAGAGUGAUGUCCGUCCUGCUCCACGGAGACGCUGCCUUCGCAGGUCAGGGCAUCGUCUACGAGACCUUCCACCUGUCUGACCUGCCGUCCUACACCACCCACGGCACCGUCCACGUCGUCGUCAACAACCAGAUCGGUUUCACCACCGACCCCCGUGUCGCCCGCUCGUCUCCGUACCCGACCGACGUCGCCCGGGUCGUCAACGCUCCGAUCUUCCACGUCAACGCCGACGACCCCGAGGCCGUCAUCUACGUCUGCAAGGUGGCGGCCGAGUGGAGAGCCACCUUCCACAAGGACGUGGUGGUCGACCUGGUGUGUUACCGUCGCAUGGGUCACAAUGAGAUGGACGAACCCAUGUUCACGCAGCCGCUGAUGUACAAGCAGAUCAAGAAGCAGAAGCCGGUGCUGCAGAAAUACGCUGAGAAGCUGAUCGCAGAAGGAGCCGUGAGCCGGCAGGAGUACGAGGAGGAAAUCUCCAAGUACGAUAAGAUCUGCGAGGAGGCGUACGCUCGCUCCAAAGACGAGAAGAUCCUCCACAUCAAGCACUGGCUGGACUCCCCAUGGCCCGGUUUCUUCACCCUGGAUGGACAGCCCAAGUCCAUGAGCUGCCCGUCCACCGGCCUGACCGAAGAGGAGCUGAACAGCAUCGGACAGGUGGCGUCGUCCGUCCCCGUGGAGGACUUCACCAUCCACGGAGGUCUGAGUCGGAUCCUGAAGAGCCGAGGGGAGAUGGUCCGGAACCGCACGGUGGACUGGGCUCUGGGGGAGUACAUGGCCUUCGGGUCUCUGCUGAAAGAGGGGAUCCACGUCCGGCUGUCGGGACAAGACGUGGAGCGAGGGACCUUCAGCCACCGUCACCACGUCCUCCAUGACCAGAACGUGGACAAGAGGAUCUGUAUUCCCAUGAACCACCUGUCUCCUGAGCAGGCGCCGUACACCGUGUGCAACAGCUCCCUGUCCGAGUACGGCGUCCUCGGCUUCGAGCUGGGCUUCGCCAUGGCCAGUCCCAACGCUCUGAUCCUGUGGGAGGCUCAGUUUGGAGAUUUCCACAACACGGCUCAGUGCAUCAUCGACCAGUUCAUCUGCCCCGGCCAGGCCAAGUGGGUCCGACAGAACGGCAUCGUGCUGCUGCUGCCCCACGGCAUGGAGGGCAUGGGUCCAGAACAUUCUUCAGCUCGUCCUGAGAGGUUCCUCCAGAUGUGCAACGACGACCCCGACGUGAUGCCGAACAUCACCGAUGACUUCGCUGUGCGUCAGCUCUACGACUGCAACUGGAUCGUGGUGAACUGUGCGUCUCCUGGGAACUACUUCCACGUCCUCCGACGACAGAUCCUGCUGCCCUUCAGGAAGCCACUCAUCGUCUUCACUCCCAAAUCUCUGCUGCGUCACCCGGAGGCUCGGUCCAGCUUUGAUGAGAUGUUACCGGGAACUCAUUUCCAGAGGUUGAUUCCAGAGUCUGGUCCCGCGUCUCAGCGUCCUGAGCAGGUCAAGAGGUUGAUCUUCUGCACCGGGAAAGUUUAUUAUGAGUUGACCAAAGAGAGGAAGAACCGAGGAAUGGAGGAGACGGUGGCCAUCGCCCGCAUCGAGCAGCUCUCUCCGUUCCCAUUCGACCUGGUGAAGGCGGAGUCAGAGCGUUUCUCCAACGCCGACCUGGUUUGGAGUCAGGAGGAGCAUAAGAACCAGGGUUACUACGACUACGUCAAGCCUCGCAUCAGGACCACCAUCCAGAGAGCCAAGCCCGUCUGGUACGCUGGUCGCGGGCCGGCGGCGGCUCCAGCCACAGGAAACAAAAACACCCACCUGAUGGAGCUGCGACGUUUCCUGGACAACGCCUUCGGCCUGGACGCGUUCAAAGACCAGCAGUAAACCGGAGACCUGGAUCGCACCCCCACCCUCCCACCAACCAACCAACCAACCAACCAACCAACCAGACACACCGUCACCACAUCCACAUCCAUGGGUUCACCGGUGAAAUCUGCUCGUAAACAAACAGAAUGUUCAGGUUUUUAGGUUUUCUCUGGUUCAGCUGCUUCAUUGAACACAAAUUGGUCUUAAAUUGGUCAAAUUUUCAAUGGAGUCUGGUUCAGAGUAUUUUCAGCUUCUCAGCGCUGAAACAUUUUGAUCCUGAAUCUAAAAAUCUAAACCUUUAUUGACACGACUUCCUCCGUCCAGCUUUUCACCGACUAGAUGGUUCAUCUUCGUCAUCAUCAUCAGUCAGUUCAUCUUCUUCAUCCCUGAAUAAUCCAGAAAGGUCACAGGAAACAUUUUAAGUUUUUAAAUGUAGUAAUAAAAUUGCUGGUUAGCAUGGUUAGCGUCCGGCUAGCAGCGAGCGAGGAUCACUACAGGCCGUCGCCAUGGCAACGCUUUCAGGUUUUAUCGUGUUUCACUUUGAAGGGAAAUCUGGGAGCUCUGAUUCUUCUGCACCGUGAUUGGUUCAUUAUCCUCGUCUCUUUUCACCCCGUGCCAAAAAAAAUCAAAAAAACUAAACAAAAGCAGCGUCUCCUGGUUUUAGAAUUCAUUCUUUUCUUUCUUUUCUUUCUCUUUUUUUUUUUUUUUUGCGUGUCCUCCACCGAGCUGCUGAACGAACGAAGAGGAAGCGGUGGAGGACGAAGUGGGCUGCAAAGAAAAUGACUUAUUUAUUUUCAUAUUAGGGGAUUGAAGUUCAUUAUUUUGCUUCAUUCAAUAAAGAAAUGCUGUACGUACCGAA